This is a messenger RNA of Dinoponera quadriceps, 5866 nucleotides long. RefSeq names its product heterogeneous nuclear ribonucleoprotein K (gene HnRNP-K). The record is from RefSeq and is a predicted model, not a curated record. Gene Ontology annotation, molecular function: mRNA binding. Lineage: Eukaryota; Metazoa; Arthropoda; Insecta; Hymenoptera; Formicidae. Gene Ontology annotation, biological process: regulation of transcription by RNA polymerase II; regulation of mRNA splicing, via spliceosome. The coding region runs from base 231 to 1427 and encodes 398 amino acids. Gene Ontology annotation, cellular component: cytoplasm; nucleus. The transcript is spliced from 14 exons.
CGCAGCGGCGCGGUGCCCGCGGUUCGCCAUUGCGACGUGAUUGCCUGCCGAAGUUUCGUGUUUGUGCGUGAGAAUUCGUCCCGGGUCCCAUCGGAUUUUCUCGAUCGGCGGAUCGCCAGCCACGAACCAACGGAGAGCUGGCAUCGAUCGUAGAGUAAUUUACUGCUGUGUCAAGGUCUCGUUGCUGACUUAUCGCGGCGGCUGCGAGGCUGAACACCAUUAUCGGAAUAAUGAAGAGAGAAGCCGAGACCGGCGCUAUGACAGGUUCCGGGGGUCCGACGAGCCCCCACAAGCGCUAUCGACAGGGUGACGAUGAGCUCCGUCUUCUCAUACCGAGUAAGGUAGCUGGUUCGAUAAUCGGCAAGGGUGGUCAGAACAUCACGAAACUCAGGAGUCAGUACAAAGCCUCAAUCAUUGUACCCGAUUGCCCCGGACCCGAACGGGUGCUUACCAUCAGCUCGGACCUGCCCACUGUUCUGCAAGUGUUGAACGAGGUCGUACCUAAUCUAGAAGAGAACGGUUCCCGUCAUGGCAGCGACGAGAUCGACGUGCGCAUGCUGGUGCAUCAGAGCCAAGCGGGGUGCAUCAUCGGUAAAGGUGGCCUGAAGAUCAAGGAGCUGCGCGAGAAAACCGGAGCGAGAAUCAAGAUCUAUUCGAACACCUGCCCUCGCAGCACGGACCGCCUCAUCAGCAUCUGCGGGAAGCCAACGACGUGCAUCGAAUGCAUACGCGAAUUGAUCGCCACCAUUAAGACCUCGCCGCUCAAGGGUGUGAACAACCCUUACGAUCCGCACAACUUCGACGACUUCUACGCCGACGAUUACGGCGGCUACGGCAACGCCGAUGGGCAAAGCAAGGUCGGCGGAUUCGGCGGACCCGGUGGCCGCGGAGGCGGCGGCGGCGGCGGCGGUGGCGGCGGCGGUGGCAGUGGCGGCGGCGGCGGCGGCGGUGGCUACGACGGUGGCCGCAGCGGCGGCGGCGGCGGCAGCAGCGGUGGCGGCGGUGGCGGUGGUGGAUACGGCGGCGGAAACCGCGGCGGACCGCCACCCUUCGGCGGUGGGAAUUAUAAUGGUGAUGGAUGGGGAAUGCAAGGAGGCGCGCCCAACGGCUUAGGUGGUGGCGGUGGUAACGCGGGGAUGGGCGGUCCACCGAUGGGUGGAAACAACCAAGGGAACCAGGGCAACAUGGGUGGAAACAAAACCAGCACUCAAGUCACCAUCCCUAAGGACUUGGCCGGAGCUAUAAUUGGCAAGGGCGGCGCGAGAAUCCGAAAAAUCAGGUCCGACAGCGGUGCUGGCAUAACUAUCGACGAGCCGCUGCCCGGCAGUAACGAUCGUAUCAUUACUAUCACCGGGAUACCAAGUCAGAUACAAAUGGCCCAGUACCUGCUGCAGCAGAGCGUUCACGAGAAUGCAGAUCAUUACUAAGACGUGGUGAAGGAUGCAUUCGGGGGGAGGGGGGAGCCAAAGAUGCGUUUUCGUAACGUUUUUUUUUUCUCUAGAAAUAUUUUGUGGGCAAACACACACGUAUAUAAACGCUAAAAGAGCGGGACUGAAACUUGAAGCACCACGAUGGUACACGAUGUAUGCACCCGCAGAAACGAGUGCGCGCGUGCGCGCACGCGAAAAGGACGACUGCGACUACACGAUGACGACGACGACGACUACGACGACGGUCCAUCUGUAUACGCACACAUCACACACGUGAAUCACCCUCUCCCGAGAAGAGCAAAACGCUUUUUCGCGAUCGAUGCUGAACGUGAGCCGUCUUGAGCGUGUGGCGAGCUGACCACCACCAUCAACAUCAACACCAUCCUCAGGGAUACUCGGUCGUUCGCGAUCGCAUCCCGCGGAGAGCUAACUGACUCGACGCGCAUCGAACCGCUAACGUUUUCAAUGUCGGCCUUUCUUCACUAGUAAUAGAAACUCUCUUUUGUGCAUCGUGUCCGAAUCACACGACGGUGGGGGGAGUUUAGGGGGUUUCAAACUGGCGGGCAAACCGUGUUCCCCGACGUUUAGCAUUCCCGAAGGAAACUUUGUAUUUGUCGCUUGAAUGAAGUCCAAAGAGUGAUCUUUUUUUUCCCCCUUUUCCUUUUUACCGCAAUAGUAGCGCGCGCUAUUUUUACGACAGGCCUCGUACGUGUUUUUCCCAUCCUUUUCCUCAGUUUUCUCCCUUGAUUUUCCUCUUCCUCCGUGGAGUUUUCGCUCGUAGACGACACGUCGACCUACGAUAGAAUCCUUUCGCCGAGACCGGGGAUCGACGUGGCCUUGAUUUUCGCAGCCGUACAAGCGUGUGUGUCAACGGGACGACUGAGACGCGCGCGCGCGCGCGCGAGAGCCAAUUUGAAACCGAGAGCACGCGUCGAGCGACGACUCUCCCGAACGCCGAGACAACGCACACUCCUUCCCGUUUGCGUUUCUUUUUUUAUACGAAUCAUUUACAGGCCACUCUCUCUACCUUACAGUCCCUCGGUCUUUUUCUUUCUUAAAGGUAAACGCGCAACGAGCGCGAGGGGCGAUUUAGUGUGUCGAACGGAGAGAUCGCCGCGAGCGGGAGAAGAAACGUGAGAAAGAGAGAGAGAGAGAGGGAGUGGGGUAGAAGAUUUUAUUAGACGAAUAUAUGUAGCAAGAAAGGAAACGGACAAAUCAGAGUUGUACAUAAGACCACACAUACACAUACAUACACACAUUAACGCCCUUUCUUCCUUCCACAAUUGCCACGUACAACGUUUCUGCUGUUGCAUUAUUAUCUCUUUUAUAGUGAUCAUUAUUCUUAGUUAUUAUUAUUACCGUACGAUUAUUGAUAAGAAUAUAUAUUUUCUGCGUUAUUGUAUCCCACCCGAAUCCUGCACUAAUGAUACCUUCACCCCAUAAGCGUACGCAUAAGCGGUGUUCUUAGUGUUAUAUGCGAUAAUGAGUAAAAAAAAAAAUAUACUUAGGAUUAACGAAGAAACAUAAGCUAAGGGGGCACCAUCGGCGAAGAGGGAACCGUUACUGAAUGAUCGUCAGUCCAGGUGACGACGAAAAAGUAUAGGAGAGAGAAAGAGAGGGAGGGAGAGAGGAGGAAGAAAAAUGAAAGAAAUCGUAACUGAAUCUGCAACGAAAUCCGUCGCAUUAGCAACGUAAAAAAAAAAAUCUAUCAGUAAAUCGGCGUCUGUCGCGUGAACGAUCCGUUGUUUCCUGACGAGCGCGAAUGCAAACACAGUCUCCGGUUCAUUUUUCCGAUCGCAUCUCUCGCUCUAUAUACAGUUACUUUUCUGUAUCAUAUUGUACAGCCUUACUAACGAGAAACGUGCGCGAAUCCUGGUAAACCCCAAUGUAGAUUAAUCAUCGGACUACGACGCUGCGUUGCAUCGCGGCGAGAAAAAGUGGAAAAAAGAGAGAGAAACAGUUUCAUCUCGUGAUCGCCCUCGUCGAUGUGUAAAAUCCUCAUUCCGAAAUCUCCGUGUGAACAUGAAAAGAUGUACGAAAACACUACCCGAGUCUCCCAGACGGUCGGAUUCAGCAUACACAAACAACGUGAUCUGUAAAUAUACAUGUAUUUCUACCGCGUAACCAUCCCGAGACACACACACACACACACACACCAGGUUGCUCGGUCGAUCGUGCACUUUAUUGACGAAUAGUGCCCGAUUUAGAUAAUUAUCCAAGUGCAAUUAACGCGAUUGUACUGAAAAAGAGAAAUAAUAUUCCUCAACACGGCCGACCGAGCGAUCGUGAUCAAAGGAACCGCCCUUGAAAGGAGAAGAAGAAGAGAUACUAGGAAGGGAAGAAAGACUAAACGGCUAAUUUGAUUCUUGGGCGAGCGCACGCACAAAUAUACUCGUCCGAAGAUUAAGUCCGGAUCUACAAUAAGUGUAGCCUUCGGCUUUUUGUUCCGAGUAUCAAAUUGUAACGCAAUUUCCAAUGGAAAGGGUGUUGAACGCCACGCAGACAUCGCGAUUCACAAGAUUCAAGCGUCAUCACAACUCUUGGCAGAAAUUACUUCAUAUUUUAUUGCUUCGAGCAACAAGCUAAGUCCGUACGAUGUGCGUAGCAGGCCUUUAGCCUUUUUGCUCCAAGCACUAAAUUAACGUAACGUAAUUCUCAGCAGAAAACGUUGCAGUUUCGAGGACUCGAGCGCUGGUACGACUUUUGGCAUUGCUGGGGAAAACUGGUUUCGCUGAAAAUCUACCGGUUUAACGACUAGAGCGAAAGACUGGAAGCUUACCACGUCUAACGUAGAUCCGGACCGAUGCCCGAUCUCAUUAACGUCGACUUGAAGUCACUGUCCGAAGAAGCGCUUUAAACUCAAGUCUAAUCGACGUGGGCGAGGUCGGGCAUGAGUCGUCGACACGACAUACGUCGGGCUGUAUUGAAAGCGUGUGCAAGCUCGCGGUGGAUGAGAGAGCAUGGUGUCGACGUAAUACGUCGAAUGAGCGAGCGAGCGAGCGAACGAACGAACGAACGAACGAACGAACGAACGAACAAACGACCGCCCGUACACCUGAUAUCGUCGAUCCUUUUUCCUGCCACCCGAAUGGUCGGUUUCGAAAGUUAAUUCGUAAAUUGCCCUUUCCUCUCUCUCCUCCGAUCCCCGAAACAUAGUCUGGUCAGUAACCGUCGCCUCCCCUUACCCCGGGGUACCUACAAAGGGCAUUUGUAAAGCAUCUUGGCCGCGGCAGGGUGUCCACUAACAGACGCGUACCGACCAGUAGUAGGCAUGAUACUUGACAGUCUGUCGCACUUUAGGAUCGUGCCGUCGCGCCGUGGACUUGCGUGAAGGGUUUACAAGAGGCGCGCCAGAGAGGCACGACCACUCGGCGGAAAUUGUCGCGCAAUUCGCCAUGCGGCUCCGAUCGAUUCGCCGGCGCGCUCUCACGCGCGAAUUCACGCGACGGCUGGCUUCGUAGACCUUAGAGAUCUCCCACAUUCUCACAGGGCGGCGGGAUUUCGGCCGACUGUUCACGGAAGUGAGGAAUCGCGCUCGUUCGCGACGCGAAGCUUCUUCUGUUUCUUUUCUUCCCUUUUCUCGAUCAAAAUCGUGGAUUUUUUUUUCGUCCUUUUUGUAUUCCUCUAUCAUUGUUCGAAUUGGAGUAUGAGGUACCGAAUGUGCGAGUUUCUCGUUCCUUUUUUUUUUUUAACACAGCGAGCGUAUAAUUGUGUUUUGCAUUAUACAUUUAUUUUGUAGCAUCGUUUUUACCGAUUGUUCUCUUGAACUCUCUUUUUUUUUAGAUCGAUCUAGAUUAGAUAACGAUUUCGGCGCAGACGGCGACAAGGAAGGUGUGUCGAGGCUGUCGAUCUGUGAACAGUCUUGCGGAAUCACCUUGACCCGGCGGAAAGUCCACGUGGGAGUCGCGGUUUCCCCCCCUUUAUUAAGAGACAGGCGUGCGAUGCCCCGCAAUGAAUAAAUCGAAUCAAAACUGUUCCGCGCGAAGCUUCGUCCGCGUGUAUGCAUUUUUCGUCUAACAAUAACACACAUACACACACAAACACACACUUGUUAAUUGUAACCCGUUUCACUACGACGAGGCACACAAGCACGCGUGUGUGAAUGGCAGCGAAAGAAAGAGAGAGAGAGAGAGAGAGAGAGAGAGUGUGUGUGUUUAUGCGUAGAUGCGUGUGCGAGUAACGUGUGCGUGGAGAAAAUAUUGUAGCCAGAUAUAUAUUAAGCCGGUUAUUACAGCUGGUCUUUCGGAAUCGCGGCAGGGUUGAAAGAGAAAUAGUAUGCGAGGUAUAACAUGAUCAUAAAUGGGAGAGAGAAAGAGAGAGCGCUACACACUCAUUCGUAUCACGAUGUGCGUGUACUGUAUAAGAUAUACAGUUUACAAUUAUUUGUAAUGGAUACUUUUUAUUUGUCAAAUAAAAGUUAGUACAAAGCAAAACGA